Molecule: messenger RNA, 1293 nt
Organism: Cyclocybe aegerita
Lineage: Eukaryota; Fungi; Basidiomycota; Agaricomycetes; Agaricales; Hemipholiotaceae
Source: the annotation of a GenBank genome assembly
AUGAAUCCCUACUCUCAUCACAUGCCGGGCCUUUACAUCCCUUCUAUGGUCGAUGGUGAUCUCUUCGAGCCGUCCACACAACAUCAGGAACCGGGUUCUGACGGACAAUGGUCACAUGGAUUCGGCACCGACACUCGAUACACUCAGAUGCGAGACCCUCUUGCGCAGGGUUACGAUCUCACAAGUGAUUACGCGCCUUCGCCCUUGCCCACUCAUUUAUCAUCUCCCUCCAUGUCACCUGUACUGCCCCAUUCGCCGUCUGAUAAUUUUCCAAAUGUAGACGGACUGAGGCUUUCAUCUCCCUCCGUAUCUCCUUACUCUCCUUACAAUACCGGUCUAUCAGUAUCUUCCCAUUCGUCAGGGAAAACCGAGCCAUCUCCUCAACUUCUACCUCCCAGUCGCAACGAUUUUUCAAGGACUUCAGCGUUUCUCAACACCACCUCUCUUCUACCGCCGAAUGGGAUCAAGAGAUCUGCAAGUCGAUCAGCUCCUCAGUCGCCUCACCCAACGUACCGCGACCCAAACAUGUCGUUCAUCUUUCCUCCAAUGUUUCCAGACUCGCCCUCGACGUCUAAGUAUCAUGCCAGUCAUUCUCCUACCAGCCCGGAGAUCUCGCCCUCCAUCUCGGAACCUUUCCGUCAUGAUGAUCAUCUCCGCUCCCCUUCGAUUGUUGUGGAGUAUGCUGGAGGUUCCGAGAGCGCCCCUACAGGACCUUCUACCACAAAUCACACAUUCGGACUAUCAUCUCAGCAUCCCGCGAUGCAGUCUUUGGAAUAUUUCCAGCAGCAGAGCCCGGUGUUCAUACCUCCCGAUAGUGGUCCACCAAACGCCUACGCACCUCAUUCGUCUGCUCCUCCCGGUCAUGGCUUUGCCUUUGCAAGGGAUGUCGACACCAUGGGCAUGGAUCCGCUUUCUGGCGCCUCUCCCAAGCCGGAACACAUCCGGAAAUCCUUGAUGUCGCAGUACCAGGACUGGCAAAACAAUGCCAAGGUCAUGAAGAUUUUUAGCAAAGCUGCUAAGGACAAGGUGUCCACUGUUGCUGGUCUCAGGGCUAGCUUACAACGCAGGAAAACUAUCGCGAAGUUUUUUUGCGAACACUGCGGUUCUUCUUUCACGAGGAAGCACAACCUCAACAACCAUCUAAAGUCUCACUAUGGCAUCACCGAUCUGGAAUGCCAAUACUGCGGCAAUCCGUUCACUACAAUCCCAGUGAAGAAACGCCAUGAAGAUACCUGUAAGGAAAAUCCCGACAGAAAGCCCUCUACCUCGACGAAGAAACCCGCUUCCAGCUGA